UGUAAUUAGUGCACGAUCAUCGUCGUAAACACGCGACACCUACACUUGAUCGAUGCCCGCAGACGCGUUUUUAGCUGACGAACUGUCAGAAUUUUCUUGCGUCAUUCGCGGCUAACAUCGCUAAAGUGCGCAGAGCAGCAAAGUGCGGUGAAUUGAGAUUUUUCUCGAUUUUUGAAACGUCAUUCCGCGUGCGAUUUCGCACCAUCGGUUCGCGAUUUUGUGUGCCCCGGGUGGGAGUCUCUCGCAGCCGGAAGCGUGCGUCGCCGGAAGUCAACUCUGACGUAGUAGGUCGAGCGAGGAAGCGUACACUUCCAUUUUCUCGAGCCUCACGACGAAGGAACACGUGCUUCGUUGCCGGUUGCCGCGGACACGCAUUUUGCGCUCGUGCGAGAAAUCGCCGUGGGUGAUUUCUCUUUCAAGCGACUCUUCUACGCCUCUCCGUCGCCUCUCACCGUCCUCGACACACGACAAGGAAGUUUAAAGGAUGAAUCCCGAGAAGCUCAAGAAGCUGCAGGCCCAGGUGCGAAUCGGCGGCAAGGGUACACCCCGACGCAAGAAGAAGGUUGUACAUCAAACUGCUGCCACAGAUGAUAAAAAGUUACAGAGUUGCUUAAAGAAGCUUUCUGUAAAUACAAUCCCAGGCAUAGAAGAAGUAAAUAUGAUCAAAGAUGACGGAACAGUGAUUCACUUCAAUAAUCCAAAAGCUCAGGCCAGUUUGUCUGCUAACACAUUUGCCAUCACUGGCCAUGGAGAAAAUAAACAGAUAACAGAGAUGUUACCAGGAAUAUUGAGUCCUGGUCCCGAGGGUCUGACACAGCUGAAACGAUUAGCUAGUACGGUUGCUGGCAGUGCGGUCGGUAAAGCCACA
Nylanderia fulva is the source of this 868-nucleotide messenger RNA. The record is from RefSeq and is a predicted model, not a curated record. Lineage: Eukaryota; Metazoa; Arthropoda; Insecta; Hymenoptera; Formicidae.